This is a messenger RNA of Symbiodinium sp. CCMP2456, 587 nucleotides long. The record is from the annotation of a GenBank genome assembly. Lineage: Eukaryota; Dinophyceae; Suessiales; Symbiodiniaceae.
GCAAUGAGGCCGGAGUGAAAGACACCCUCUUUCGCGACUUCGUCCUCAAGUGCUACCGCCCGAACGACCCAGCAGGAAAUCAGGCCAGAAUCGAAUGCUUGAUCAAGUACCGGCGAGAGAAGGUCCGGUCCCAGCGAGCGAAUGUCAUCCGGGCAUGGAUGACGGAGGAGGACAUGGUCUUGGCCAAAUGGAAAUGCAUCUACACGAACAUGGACAAGUACCUAGUGGAGGUGGAAGACCGGGUGGACGACGAGAGCCUGCAGUCACUCCGACUUCAGGAGGAAGUGCAAGCAGCAGCUGGAGAGCUGCCAGACGACUUUGCUGGCUUUAGUUUGCAUCUGGCUCAGCACAUGGGGUUGGAUGACUCCCCCGGUUCGAAGCCAGAUGAUGCAAAGACGAAGCUUGAUUGCUACCCCCCGAUGGAGUUGAGCAGAUUGUCGGAGCGAGUGAAAAAGUAUAAAGAUCAUGCUUUGACUCGCAAGACAAAGUACAACAACACGGCCGACAAGCUUCGUGAUGAAGGCUGCAAGGGCCAUGAGAGCCUUUGUCUGCAACGACAAAAAACCCAUAGCGCCUAUAAACCCUAA